Molecule: messenger RNA, 1092 nt
Organism: Caenorhabditis briggsae
Lineage: Eukaryota; Metazoa; Nematoda; Chromadorea; Rhabditida; Rhabditidae
Gene: Cbr-srd-34
Product: Protein CBR-SRD-34
Exons: 6
Coding region: 1-1092 (363 amino acids)
Source: RefSeq, a predicted model, not a curated record
AUGUCAGAUAAUAUCAGUUUAACAGUUAUUCAAACCAAUGUAAGUUCCUCCUGGAAUGUCUAUGACAAGUUUCUUUUCUUCCAGACUUUAAAUGACAUAAUUAUCUUCCCAAUAUACUUUUAUUUGUAUUUAUGUAUCACAUUGUUUAGUCAGAUAUCUGUUUUACUUCUCGUCAUAUUUAAGACUCCAGUCUUGUUUAAAGAUUUUCGAAUAUUUCUGAUAAACUCUUCGUCACUCCAGAUUGCAAUGUGCUUGGUGGUUGUUUUCACACAAGUCAGAAUUCUUCCGAAUCCUAACUCCACUGGAUACUUAUUCAGUGGACCAUGCCGAUUUGUUCAUAAGAAUGCGUGCUUCUUCGGUUUGGAUUUUUUCCAGCUUGUUUUCGAUGCGUCAUCUUUUGCUAUCCCAGCUACUCUAUAUUACAAGUAUAGUAAAGUAACAAACAUAAAUGGAAAAGAUCUCUCUAGGAAUCGAGUCAGACUGAUCCUUGUCAGUUCUUAUUUUCUGUCUAUAAUUGUGGGCGUAAUAUAUGUAAUAACAUACAGCCCAGACGAGUCCGUAGAGGUUUCGAAUGAAACGAGGAAGCAGUUUUAUCGUGAAUACGAUUUCUCUCGUUACGCUGAAGUCACAGGGUAUCAAACUCAUUUUUGGAGCUCACUAACCAAUAAUCUAAACAUGUUGAGCAUCUAUAUACCGCCAGUUAUGAGUAUUGUUUUUAUAAGAUUUAUUCAGAUCAAACUGAAUGGUCUCAAACAUCUUUUCACGGACAAAACCGCAGCACAAGCUAAAAAGUUCGAUCUUGCACUCACAAUUCAGACACUGGUUCCCGCUGUAUGUGUCAUUCCAGUAUACACGUCACAUCUGGUAAUUGAACGCUACCAAUUCUGGUUCAUGCCUGAUUUCGAGAAGAUUCUCUACAUAAUGCUUUCUCUUCCAACAGCAAUUGACGCCUUCAUAGUUAUCAUUACAAUUACACCCUACAGAAACGCAUUUCUUCUAUUUUUCGCGGGAAUCUUCUGCUAUUCGAAGCCAACAACACCGCUACCUCCAUCCAGACGCAUCAAUAACUCAGUUGCUACCUCUUUAUUUUGA